UCGCGAGAAAAAAAAAAUGCAACCUCCCAAAAUAAAGAGCAAAGAUUGCAUUAGGAGCGAACAGCGCUGCAGAAAUAGAUGGCAGCUUCGUGUCAGUGAGUUUGCAUCCCCCUUCCUGAUCCACGAGCUGGAGUGAUUAGAGCCCUGGAAGGGAAUUGUUACUCCCGUGGAGAAGUCCCCUUUUCCUGGCAGCCGUCUGCACUGUACACGCUGGAUGCCUCUCUCCAUCCACCCCACUCACUCUCUUCUCUCUCACCUCCUCUCUCCCUCUCUCCUGCAUUGAUUUUUUUUUCCUUUUUAGUUGACUGAAACAAAACAAAACAAAAGGGCCACUGGAUGUCUGCCUUCCUGGGGGGUGAGCCAGACAGACUGACAAACAAACAGACCCAACUGUGUUCGGGGGAGGGUUUCUCCUCCCGUUUUGCCCGGCAGCAGCAGCAUGGACGUGUUGGCUAGUUAUAGUAUAUUCCAGGAGCUACAACUUGUCCACGACACCGGCUACUUCUCAGCUUUGCCAUCCCUGGAGGAGACCUGGCAGCAGACAUGCCUUGAAUUGGAACGCUACCUACAGACAGAGCCGAGGAGGAUCUCAGAGACCUUUGGCGAGGACUUGGACUGUUUCCUCCAUGCUUCUCCCCCCCCUUGCAUUGAGGAGAGCUUCCGGCGCUUAGACCCCCUGCUGCUCCCGGUGGAAGCGGCCAUCUGCGAGAAGAGCUCGGCAGUGGACAUUUUGCUCUCUCGGGACAAGUUGCUAUCUGAGACCUGCCUCAGUCUCCAGCCAACCAGCUCUUCUCUAGACAGCUACACAGCCGUCAACCAGGCCCAGCUCAACGCAGUGACCUCAUUAACGCCCCCAUCGUCCCCUGAGCUCAGCCGCCAUCUGGUCAAAACCUCACAAACUCUCUCAGCCGUGGAUGGCACAGUGACGUUGAAACUGGUGGCCAAGAAGGCUGCGCUCAGCUCAGUAAAGGUGGGAGGGGUGGCGACAGCAGCAGCAGCCGUGGCGGCAGCUGGGACAGUUAAGAGUGGACAGAGCGACAGUGAACCAGGAGGGGUAGGGGCGGAGGCAUGCCCUGAAAACAAGAAGAGGGUGCACCGCUGUCAGUUUAACGGGUGCCGGAAAGUUUAUACAAAAAGCUCCCACUUAAAGGCCCACCAGAGGACUCACACAGGUGAGAAGCCUUAUAAGUGCUCAUGGGAAGGGUGCGAGUGGCGUUUUGCACGAAGUGAUGAGCUCACAAGGCACUACAGGAAACACACAGGUGCAAAGCCCUUCAAAUGCAACCACUGCGACAGGUGUUUUUCUAGGUCUGACCACCUUGCCCUCCAUAUGAAGAGACAUAUCUAAAAAAACCUAAAGGCCAGAGUUGCCAUGACGUCGGCCGUUGUCUGAAGGAAAUGCCACGAGGCAGGGGGCUGGACUUCAGGCGAGGACCCAUUGCCUCGCAGAAGAAAGUUCUCACUUCUAAACCUCUGUGUUCACACACAGACACACACACAGACACACAUGCUCUCACGCACAGACCCCCCACUACCACACACACUGUCAUGCACUCCGCUAUAUUUAAAGUAUAUACGUCUAUUCGUUAGGCCUUGCCCUAGCCAGAUGGUAGAAGACAAAGAAGAAGAAAACCAGGUGAACUCAGCAAGGCAGACUGGCUGCUCACUUCAGCACUGUUGGAAUUAUUUCCCGCUGUUGCCCAUGGAAAUCAAAGAAAAUGGAUGUGAGGUGGACAGCCGUAAGAGGGGCUUCUCUCUAACUUGCUUCUCAGUGCAACUUGAUAGGAGAAUACUACGUCUUAAAGUUGCAUAUGUGUAGCGCUAAUGUUUCUUUUUAAAUAGUUGGGGGAAAAUGACCUAGAAAACCAAAUUGCAGUUUGGUAGCCAAAAUUAACUCUUGGUUUAUUUGUCCUUUGUGUGUGAAAAGUCCUACUAUUCCGUGCGUCCAACUUCCUCAAAGAACUGUUGAUCGGUUUUGGUUCUUCUUAGUACCAUUGAGAUCUUUCCAGUCGAUACCAACGGCCUUAGCGGCGACAGACUCUGGAAUAACACCUUACACCUUUCUGGCCUGCAUUUCUCUAGACUUCACUCUUAAGGGAGGAGUUUUCUUUUCUUACUUUUGACUCUUGCACACCAUAUGCACUAGGGAUUCUGGAAACUUCUAGCAUGACUGCAAAGUGGCCAAGAGAAUAAAGUCCUUGAUGAUAAAUCACAGUCUAUCCCUUGAGCCUCACCUUAUUGCCAGUGCUAGAUUUUUUCUUUUUAAUCUCUCUGUUUUUGCUAACGAAAACUUGAAAAACUUAUUUGGAAGCUUAAAUGUUUUAUCUUUUCUCCAUGGACUAAACCUCUCCAGGACUCUCUCAGCACCUGGAUGUCCAGCUCUCAAAGCAGCCAAUCAGAUGGGACAUCACAGCUCUCUCAUCCCCUUGAGGAAUCAUGACCUCAGCUCAUAGUGAUCAUCCCUGUGCUGUGUGUCAUUGCUACCCUGUACCCAGUUUCAGCAUAGAUGUCGCUAGUCUCAAAAGGCAGCUGCAUAUUGAACGUAACUCUGGGUUAUGACCUGACAAAAAGCCAAAAAUAUCACUCUUUCCAGGAGUGGGGAAAACGGAAGAUGCCUCCCAAGUCUAGUGACUUCAGAAAACAUCAUCCUAUCUUCCUGUCUCAUACCCACUGGGCUCAUGUUACUCCACUUGUUAAAACACACAAUUCAAAAAUGCCAUUGUGGGAAUGAAGGGUGGACAUUUAAGGGAAGGGUUGAGAUGUUUUGCUCAUGGUCUGUCUAAAAGUAGAGACAUAUUUCUAAUUUUUUUUCUGGCUAGGCCCAUCAUGACUUGUGACCCAGAGCACCCAGGAUCAACAGAGGCCUCACGUUUACUCUGCAGACUGACUUCAAGGGGGUACAUUCCUUACUUCUCAUCCCAUACACAUCCAAUAUCGGUCUCUAUCUACCCGCAUUCUUAGCUAGCUGGCACUGGCCUCAACUCCAAAGACUGCCUUUAGGACCAUUAAAUGGCCUAUGCAAGCAAGCGGGGUGGUUAUUAGGACAGGUUGUAUAUUUUGUAUAUUCUGGGACCAUCCCUUCAAGACACGUCUCAAAAACAAAAAUGGCAUUUGGUCCACACAUGGUUGCUGCUCCUUCAUACCAGCUGGCUCCCCUCCUACCCUCCUCUGACUGUUUGACUCAUUGACUGUUAAAUGCCACCCCAUACCUAUUUGGGAUGCAAAACUGAAGUCUUUAAAAGGAAAUGAUAUAAGAAACACAAAUACAUUUAUGACAGCAACCUUCAAGAUCCUUGGCAUUUGGUUUCUCAGCUUUCUGCAACCUUUGGUUUCACUGAGAUGUUGCAACUACUCAUCUGAGGGUAAAGGAGCUUCCUUGUCACAAAUGUUGUAGCUGCCAAUUGGAUACUUGGGGCAUUCUGAGGUCUGGCCCUUACACUUUACUUUCUCUUUUUCCUUUUUUCAAUUUAGACCAAAAAACAACAAAAGAAAAAGAAAAAACAAA
This is a messenger RNA of Molossus molossus (Pallas's mastiff bat), 3505 nucleotides long. It is a transcript of the gene KLF7, whose product is annotated as Kruppel like factor 7. The transcript has 4 exons. The record is from RefSeq and is a predicted model, not a curated record. Gene Ontology annotation, biological process: regulation of transcription by RNA polymerase II. Bases 440 to 1348 code for a protein of 302 amino acids. Lineage: Eukaryota; Metazoa; Chordata; Mammalia; Chiroptera; Molossidae. Gene Ontology annotation, molecular function: RNA polymerase II cis-regulatory region sequence-specific DNA binding; DNA-binding transcription factor activity, RNA polymerase II-specific.